Pocillopora meandrina is the source of this 1013-nucleotide messenger RNA. The record is from the annotation of a GenBank genome assembly. Lineage: Eukaryota; Metazoa; Cnidaria; Anthozoa; Scleractinia; Pocilloporidae.
AUGUCCCAAUGUCUCAUUUUGAAAGGGCAUAGAACGGUUCAGCGACAUCCAUUCCAGGUUUUUUUCGAUGUCAAGGCUGACAAGCUAGUAAGUUAUAUAAUUUAUGCUAGAUACAUUACAUAAUUUAUGCCGAGAUUUGUGCACAUGCAGGCGCACACGACUUAGUCUCACGUGAUCCGUUGAUGAAAGCGUGGCAUACAAUCAACUUUCCCUUAGAAUUUCUCUUUUGUGUCAUUUUAAUCUUUGUUGUGGUUGGAUGUUUAAAAAAAUCUUGUUUCACGCUGAAAAUUGGUCCAGUUUCCCAAUGUGUCACCAUUCAGAUGCUUUAGUUCACGUGCGUCGAUCUUUGUGCUCACGUGAUCUGUUAAUUCUCUGCGCAUAAAAAUGCAUGGAAGCUCUUUACGAUCAAGCGUUCUUCGCUUGAGCUUAACGACAUCUUUACUCUAGAGGCGUUAAUUGAAAAUUUCUUUGGCUUCUUCAUGGUGAACAAGAAACGAGUAACAUUCGCCGAUAUAUUAGGAUUCUCACUGGUGUCUGUGGUCGAAAUUUAUCCUGAAAACUGGUUUCCUGACAGAAUAUCUGAAAAGCACAGAUCUCAAGCUAAAAGUGACCGUAAUUAUCGACGAAGCCAACUGAAAUGCUUGUUUGACCAACCAGUGAACACUGAGGACUUCCAAAGAAGAGUGAAGCGAGAGCAUGUUUGUCUGGAAAAUGUAGUCUGUGACAAAAAUGUUAUCCGAGGAUUUGUACGUGUGUUGAACGUCGCUUACGCGAAAGAGGUUUUUGUACGUUACACGAUGGACGGAUGGAAAACCUUCAGAGAACAGAGCGCCUACUAUUUGUCGACCUCAAAAGACGUAACUACCGAUACAUUCUUUUUUGGCGUAUCUCUGCCCUCAGACUGGCAAGAUGCAAGCACAGUGGAGUUCGCUGUUUGCUACCGUGUUAGCGGACAGGAGUACUGGGACAAUAAUUAUAAGAGAAAUUACUCUAUACGGCUUGGGUUCAAAUGA